Molecule: messenger RNA, 1802 nt
Organism: Zychaea mexicana
Lineage: Eukaryota; Fungi; Mucoromycota; Mucoromycetes; Mucorales; Lichtheimiaceae
Product: P-loop containing nucleoside triphosphate hydrolase protein
Exons: 8
Coding region: 161-1567 (468 amino acids)
Cellular component (GO): nucleus
Molecular function (GO): ATP binding; RNA binding; RNA helicase activity
Source: RefSeq, a predicted model, not a curated record
CUAUUAUUGAGUCAUGGAAAAUAAGAAUUUACAUAGCAACACGACAAGCAGUCGAUCUGUGUUACCUCUUCCUUCUGUGCCUUGUACGUACCUAAUUUUUUUUUACUUUAAUAAACCGCUACUUCCAGUAACAACUACGAUCUAUUAAACAAAAGCGAAAAUGAAUCCCGCUGACGCUAAUUACAACUGGGGAAGCUCACGCAAGAGAUACGAAUGGCAACAGGGUUAUGCCAUGGGCAUGGCGCCUCGCGAUCCAGAACUUGAAAAAGAUCUCUUUGGCGAAGAAAACCACGUACACAGUGGUAUUAACUUUGCUAAAUAUGACAGCAUUAAAGUCAAGAUUCGAGGAGAUAAUGCCCCCCCCGCAUUCGAUAACUUCGCGAAUGCAAACCUCCAUCCUGUAAUGAAGGAAAAUAUUCAGCUUGCUCGGUACCAGGUCCCCACCCCAGUACAGCGUCAUUCAAUUUCCAUCGUCACUGCGGGUCGGGACCUGAUGGCCUGUGCUCAAACUGGAUCAGGCAAAACUGCAGCAUUCUUAGUUCCUACUUGCUCUGCGUUGUUCGAGCGUGCUCCACAACUUGUUGCACGUCCUGCAAGCAGAUACGAAGCACGAUCGUUCUCUGCAAAGCCCCUUGUUCUGAUCAUAGCACCCACUAGAGAACUGUGUACACAGAUUUUCGACGAAGCACGUCGCUUUUGCUAUAGAAGCAUGCUUCGACCAUGUGCUGUGUACGGUGGUGCCGCCUACCGUGGUCAGGAAGUCGAACUCGAGAGAGGAUGUGAUGUUUUGGUAGCUGUGCCGGGUCGUUUGAUGGACUUUGUUGAAAAGAGAAAGAUUGAUUUGAGCCAUGUAAUGUUCCUCGUUCUGGAUGAAGCUGAUCGUAUGCUUGACAUGGGCUUUGAGCCAGUCAUCCGAGAAUUGGUGGAGCGCCGAGGUCUGCGCAGAGAGCGUCAAACUCUCAUGUACUCUGCUACGUUUCCAAAGGAUAUUAGACAUCUUGCCAGGGACUUCCUGCGACCUGAUUACCUUUUCCUGCAGGUUGGCCGUGUAGGUGGCACCACCACCGACAUUACACAACGGGUAUUAUGGGUUGAAGAAUCUCAAAAACGUGACCAGCUAAAGCAAGUACUGAUGGGCCAACCGCCUUGUCGAACUCUCAUCUUUGUGGAUACGAAGAGAGCCGCAGACUCGCUGGAUCAGUUUCUGUUCGAGUCAAAAUUCCCCAGCACAUCAAUUCACGGUGACCGAACACAGCGAGAGCGCGAGGAUGCGCUGAUGGCGUUCCGGGCUGGCAAGUGCCCCAUCCUGGUGGCCACUGCGGUUGUAGCUCGUGGUAUUGACGUCAAAAGCGUCAUGCAUGUCAUCAAUUACGACUUGCCACCCAACAUUGACGAGUAUAUACACCGGAUUGGUCGUACCGCCAGAGUUGGCAAUGCCGGUCUUGCCACCUCUUUCAUCAAUCACAACAGCAUGGGUAUCGCUCGUGACUUGACCAAGGUCUUGCAAGAAUGCAAGCAAGAUAUUCCUGACUGCCUGAAAAGCUACGUGUCUCGUGGUGCCCUGUAAGUAUAGCCGCCAAUAAUAGGGGAGCCAAGAAGAUUGAAAAAAUUACUAAUAAGGGUGGAUGUGUACAUUUUGAAUCUAUAGAUCCUUUGACGAUGACGAUGACGAUGACGACGACCUCCCACAGCACAACCAAAUGCGUUACUAGGUGGUCGGAAAAAGAAACAAAGAAUAAAAAAUCCAAAAACCCUUCUGCUUCUUCUAUCUCUCUUUGACACCUGUCAUCUGUCAAAAAAAG